CAGGACCAGAGAGCCCUCAUGGAGUUCGUUGCUGCGACGUCUAUUAAUAUCUCCUCCCUCCCUCCCGCGGCGCUGCGGCGACGACGAAAUAAGAAAUUUAAAGACGCCAAGGCCGCCGACCUUAUUUCGCAGGCUAGCCGCAUCGGGACAUGGGACGCGUGCUUCGACGCAGCGAAACUUCCCAGGCAAAAGGCAAAACCCGUUUUGAUAUUCAUCAGCGUCAUCAGCGUCAUCGUCGUCACUAGGACUGCUAACCGUCAACCGCCGCCGUCAAUUAGAGCAUUGGCUGACAAAGACGACGAGCAGCGGGUGGUGCUGGCACGCACGCUGACUGAGAAGGAGCCCGCGCCAACAACUACUUGUUACUUUUGCUGA
Molecule: messenger RNA, 375 nt
Organism: Trichophyton verrucosum HKI 0517
Lineage: Eukaryota; Fungi; Ascomycota; Eurotiomycetes; Onygenales; Arthrodermataceae
Exons: 1
Source: RefSeq, a predicted model, not a curated record